AUGGCGGCCACAACUUCUCCCAGUAACCCGGAGAAGGGCGACUACCUGUCUGAGAAGGCCGACUACAUCUCAGGCAAGGCCGACUCCAUAUCAGAAAAGGCCAACUCAACUUCGGACAAGGGCGGCGACAAUUUGGAAACAGACCGCGAUACCCCGACAAUAUGGAACCAAGUCAAAGCUGCUGACCGCUUCUGGGCACACAAGUCUGCGGUCCGCACACUACAGAGUCUCGUCGCCCUCAUCGGCUUCGUUUGCGUAGCGUGGAUCCUUGUAAACACGGGCCGGAAGUACACCAGCUAUUAUGUUUACAGUCUACUUCCCCAUUUUGAUGACUUUCGGGUCGGCACUGUCGCGGUACCCAUCUUCGUCUUGUCGCUCACAUGGGGUCUCUUCGACCUGGGAUUCCGCUUCUGGCGCAAGCAGGGACGGCCGACCCAUCCAGCCAUUGUCGCCAUCGCCGAUUUGCUCUUCUGGAUUACCAUGAUCGUUGCCAUAGUGUAUGCGGUCGUUGGGGUAGCUCGCAUGCAAGCCUUUGGCUACGAAGCCGACGGCGAGGUCCUCUCCGACCCCUUCUACCACGUGUCUCGCGCGGGCGUCAGUUCCUGGGGCCAGUAUCAUCGAAACGUCAACACGGACACGUGGUCGUACGCUGUUAAAAAGGUCUACGUCAACCAGGAUCGCCUGGAAUACAACUCCACAACUGGUUCGUGGUUCACCCGGCCGUACGAGGGCCCGAUGUUCCUCGACGCAGAGUAUAAUGUCACCCUGGGCUCGUGGGUCCUGCAGAACGGUACGGUCCUUGCAGAAGUGCGUGCGUGCAAAGACGAAGGCGCCGUGCUCACUUGCGAGGAGCAGGAGAGGCUCGUCAACGAUCUCUGGCGCAACAAGCCUACGCACGUCGCAGUCGGAAAAGUGAUUGCCGUGAUGGCUUCCUUGGCAUUGAUCCUUCACUUUGCACUUUUUGUGAGGGCUUUCGUUGAAGCGCUUCGUCGGAGGCGGGAGGACAAAAUAGAGAAAUUGAGGGCAGAUGCAAAAUUCGAACUGGAAGGCAAGGAUUACGAGGAGCGACCGGACUGGAUGCUGCAUGAGGAGGGUCACAGGUAG
Molecule: messenger RNA, 1104 nt
Organism: Pyricularia pennisetigena
Lineage: Eukaryota; Fungi; Ascomycota; Sordariomycetes; Magnaporthales; Pyriculariaceae
Exons: 2
Coding region: 1-1104 (367 amino acids)
Source: RefSeq, a predicted model, not a curated record